UGAUCCAUCUGAAUGUACCGCAGCAAGCAUUUUUUCAUGAAAGAAUCAUUAUUUAAUGAAGCUACGAGCCAUCAUCAUCUUCAUCACGCUCCUGUGAAUGCCUUUCUGCAUCCACAUGGCUCGUGUGUUCGUCUACGGCACCCUGAAGAAGGGCCAGCCCAACUACUACCGUAUGUUUGAGAGCGCCAACGGGAAGGCGGAGUUCCUCGCCUCGGCCUGCACCGUCCAGAAAUACCCGCUAGUGAUAGCCACCAAGUACAACAUCCCUUUCCUCCUCAACCUCCCCGACCAGGGUAGACGAGUCCGAGGAGAGAUCUACAAAGUGGACGACAAGAUGCUGAAGUUCCUGGAUGACUUUGAAGGGGUUCCCACCAUGUACCAGCGGACUCUGGUCAAACUGGAGGUGCAGGAGUGGGCGGGGCAGACACACGGGGAGCAGAGGCCUGCAGCAGGGAGCAUCACAGAGGCGUUCAUGUACAGCACGACUUCAUACCAGCCGGACUGGCCUUCACUGCCCUGCCACGAGAGCUACGACUCUAAUGGAGAUCACGGGCUUCAGUAUGUGUUGAGAGAAGGUCGAGAUUGAUGGAAAUAAGACGAGCAAAUACAAAGUAGAUAGAAAAUAUGAGCACAAAGUUUUCCUUUCUUCUACCUCUAUAUGAAUCAUCCUCUCUUAUCGUCACACUGUUAAAAUAAUCACCUAAGUCAUUUUUUGUAAAAAUAGUUUUUUUUUGCCUAAAUCAUCUCCUCAUAGCCACCUAUGGUAAAAUCACCUCCAUCCUCAGUUGAUCAGAUCAUGUGAUUUUACCCCUUUAAGAUAAUGGCCGAUGUCAAGUGUGUGACUUAAGCAGAUUUAUUAUGCCUAAGUCAAAAUAAAAUGUGACUUAGUCAAUGUUUUUAACUUGCCUUUGUGACUUUUGUGACGCAAGAUAUGGUAACACUUU
Molecule: messenger RNA, 944 nt
Organism: Centropristis striata (black sea bass)
Lineage: Eukaryota; Metazoa; Chordata; Actinopteri; Perciformes; Serranidae
Product: gamma-glutamylaminecyclotransferase C-like
Exons: 2
Coding region: 98-586 (162 amino acids)
Molecular function (GO): gamma-glutamylaminecyclotransferase activity
Source: RefSeq, a predicted model, not a curated record